AUGUCUGCAAACCGCAGGUUAGCAAAGAAAGUCCUGACAUACGACGAGUUGGCACAACUCAUUGAAAAUGAUGAGGAUAUGGAUGCAUUUUUACCACCGCUUGACAACAAUGAAGACACUGAUGUAGAAUCUGAAAACGAGGAAGAAUUUCCGCAAAGUCAGCUACUAGUGGAAUCCAAUAGAAACGUAAAAUCUAACUUGAAUGAUGAAAUCGAGAAUGAAAAUGAUAAUUGUAAAAUACCUAAAUUAACUGACGAUAUUCACGAUCACAGUAUUCUUGAACUAGAACUAUUAGAUGAAGUUGAUGAACCCGAUGAAGAAGAUGACCCCGAUGAAGAAGAUGAAGAUGAUGACCCCGAUGAAGAACUUCGAGAUCUGAUUUGUUGCGGGAUAUUGUGUAAUUUCGAACACUGGAUAAACCAACGGCUAGCAGCAUGGCUGAUGAAAAUAGCUGCAUAA
Diabrotica balteata is the source of this 459-nucleotide messenger RNA. Lineage: Eukaryota; Metazoa; Arthropoda; Insecta; Coleoptera; Chrysomelidae. The record is from the annotation of a GenBank genome assembly.